AUUGAAUAAAUUAAUGAAGCCAUUACUUGCCAAGAACCAGUUGGUGCGUUCAUUAUUGUGCUUAAGUCGGCGUGUACUGUGCCUGUCUUAAGCUGCUGCUCCGAAAGACACUUUCGUGUGCGCGACAAAUGGUGGCUCCAGAGAGGACGCAUCAACCAAUGGUUCGGAAAGUAGUCAAAUAAAUCGGGAAAUAAAAACCCGAAGUAGUAACAAGCCCGUAGAGGCGUGAAUAGACCCCACAGCAACCCAAGCAGGGUUGUGAUAGUGAAACAACGGCGACGGACGACGAUCCGGCGUAGCCGAUCUACGACAGCCAGCCCAGGAAGAAGGGCCACGCACCAGUUGCUCGACGAAGCAAAACCCGAGAAGCGCCUCGGCGGUGAGUGAGUGCAAAAGAACUGUAAGUGCAACGACACAACAGUGAAUAGAACGCGGUCAUUACCGCUAGUGAAGUGACGCAUUCGAAAGUGAACUCGAUACUGCCAACGUAUAAGGCAAAUGCUGAACUAGUGAAAAGGUGACCAAUACGCGUACGCCGCGAGCUCGACGAAGCAAAACCCGAGAAGCGCCUCGGCGGUGAGUGAGUGCAAAAGAACUGUAAGUGCAACGACACAACAGUGAAUAGAACGCGGUCAUUACCGUUAGUGAAGUGACGCAAUCGAAAGUGAACUCGAUACUGCCAACGUAUAAGGCAAAUGCUGAACUAGUGAAAAAGGUGACCAAUACGUGUACGUCGCGAGCUUCGAAAGGUGCAUCCGUUCUCGCAACGCAACAUGAAACCGUCAGUUUAGCGCCAGUUGAAAAAAAAAAAAAAAAACAAAAACAAACAGUUAUCGUAAAACGCGUGCGUCGCAAGUAUCGGACGUUAACUCCGACGAAACGUAUAACGAAACACGUGUGCCGCGAGCUAAAUAUUGCAUAAGGCAUCCGACGCAGUGCAACGUAGGAAGAGCAAAUUGAAGAAAUUAAUUGUGACGAGUGUAUCCAUCGUGUGUAUGACCGUCGUGUGUACGACCGCCGACCCACGGCUAAGAAAACAUCGUUCCGGUUGAGGCAACCAUCGUUCUCGGUUUGAGGGCAACCGGCACGUAAUACGGAAGACGUCGUAUUGUAAUCCUGAGAAGACCAACAAGCAGCAGUGAAGACAUCACUCCCGAUCCAGCCGUCCCUGACCAGCCGAAUAGGAGUUGACCCUGCUGAAGCGGAUCUGAACCACGGUUGUUCCGGCGAGGCAGAGCCGAAUAUCUCAGAUAUCACCAAAACAGAAUUGGUACGGUCCGAUUGGAAAAGGGCCCAGGCAAUCACACAACAAUAUUGGCGACGGUGGAUAGCUGAGUAUCUCCCAAAGCUCUCUAUACGAGAAAAGUGGACUCAACCGGCCAAACCAUUACAAAUAGGCGAUAUUGUCACGUUUCCCGAUGAACAAAGGAAAGGAAAGUGGUUUAAAGGCCGAAUCUGCGAGCUGGUAACUGGCGUAGACGGACAAACUCGUUCAGCACGAAUCAAAGUAGGUAAUAAUGUAGUUAAUAGGCCAACUGUAAAACUAGCAGUACUCGAGGUAAAACGAGAUCAAACAUUUCCAAAUUGGGGAAAAAGGAAGGAAACAAAUCUUAACGUUAUAAAAGCUAAAGCAGAAGAACUAGCAAGUCAAAUACCAAAAAGGAAAAAGCUCAAAAUUAGGCCCGUAUCAUGGAGCUCAUCCUUAAAAUAACAAUAUACAUAGCCGCUCUGUUUAGAGUCGAAUGUUUAUCGAUCGUACCUAUCCCUGAACCAGGAAUAUAUUUUGAUCAUAUUGGGACACUCCUAUUAAAAAAAGGAGCAUGGGAAACGACAUUCCAUACGGGGACACGUCCGGAAAAUGAUACGGAUACGUUACAAAUGUUGAAAAAACACUUAACCAUAGUAUUGAACUCCGUUAAUAGUACGGACUCUGAACACUCAGAUCUAAAGGUUACACUUCAGCGCGAAUGCAACCAUGCAAUUCAACUAAUUCAAGGAAUAAGUCACAAAAGGACAAAACGCUCUCGGGGAAUAUUUGGUAUAUUAAAAGAUUUCAUGUUCGGGGGAGACGACAUAGACGAGCAAUUAGCAGCCUUCAGAGCAGCAGAGGAUACAAAAAUUACACAUGUGUCCGAACGUUUGACCCAAACAAAUAAAAAACACAAUGAGUUAACAGAAAAUUUACGUCACCGAAUAGACAAACUCUAUGAUGGUAUAGAUGUUCUCAGCAAAAAAUUUAAGCAUAACAAAAAUGAAGUUCUAACAAAGUACAUACAAGAAACGAUCAUGCUUACAACCGCUCUAGUACAAGACAUGAUAAAUAAGUAUCACGAAAUAGAUUCAAACCAAUUAUAUUUAGAGGACGAAGAGAUGUUAAAACAAACUAUACGAAGAAAGAUGGCAAGUCAUUAUAACGCUUUAGAAUACUCGGAAAUAACCAAUAGGAGGAUAGAAAAUGGUGAAAUAGUCUUUUCUAUCAAAAACGUAAUUGUAUCGAUAGAAAAUUACGAGAUGUUUAAAGUCAUAGCCAUUCCAAACUUUGCUAAUUAUACGAUUUUAGACAUACACGAAAAUACAAUAGCCAUCAACGAAACUAGUUACUUAUACCCGAAGGAAAUUGUUAAACUGAACGAAUCGCAUUACAUAUCUUCUGAGAAAAUAAUACAACGAGAACCAGACUGCAUAGCAUCAGCAUUACUACACACAGAAAGUGGUACCAGAUGUAGUUCAAAGGAAAUAGGGCCAGAAGUCACUGAAUUUAUACAACUUACAAAUCCAAACAGUAUUCUGUUCUUCUCUACCAACCCUGAUAAGAUAUUACUAAAAUGUAAUAAAACACUCACUACACCAAGCUGCUCAAUCGGAAUCAUAACCUUGUCACUAGACUGUAGCAUUUUGACGAGCAAGUUCGAAAUACAACCGACGAUGCUAAUAAAAUCUGAGCAAGUUAGAGCAUAUUUUAAACCCAUGUUAAAUUUAAGCAUAUCAAAAGAAGAUAAGUCUAACGAAGUAGAAUCAGUAACCAGUAACUAUGUACUCUUCUCGAUAACCAUACUAAGUGUUUCUAUUACGGUCAUCUUGGUUUCCGCGAUGUUAAUCAAGAAAUAUCUAAAACAAAAUAUUGGUCCUCCUCCAUGCAGGCCACCCACUUUAAACCUAGAAUUGUAACUCCCCUACGAGGAUUUACGGGGGGAGGGAUGUCGCUGACGACAAUUUAGGCUUAAAAAACAAAGCGUUGCUAGGUCAAUAAAUGCUGACUAGCUAUGUUAUGCAACGCGCCAGCGAUGCGCGCUGGUUUAACGAUUAAAUGGAAAAAUAGGCUAAGAAGAAUAGAUUAAGAAG
Molecule: messenger RNA, 3342 nt
Organism: Anopheles coluzzii
Lineage: Eukaryota; Metazoa; Arthropoda; Insecta; Diptera; Culicidae
Exons: 2
Coding region: 1690-3168 (492 amino acids)
Source: RefSeq, a predicted model, not a curated record